ACGUAUCCCGACGCGCAGCGCGGCGGCGCAUGCGCGCCACCCCCCCUUCCCCCUCUGGUUGGCAGCGGGCGGGAUGUUGCGGCGGAAACCCACCCGGCUGGAGCUGAAGCUGGACGACAUCGAAGAGUUUGAGAGCAUGAAGAAGGAGCUAGAGAAUCAGAAGAAGCAGCAGCGAGAAGAAGGAGAAAUGGUGAGCUCCAGUGAUGUGGACAGUGUGAAUGGAGCAAGAGAUGAGGCCAAAGUGCGAGAGAAGAUAAACGAGCGAAUUGGAUAUCGGCCAAACUCUCACAUCAACAAACCUUUCUCUUUGUUUGGGAAUCUUCACUGACCGGCAGCCUGUCAUCAGGGACGUGUGUGAAGGAUACAAAUUCAGAAUCUGUACCCAAAUUACUUGGGAUUGUGAACUCAAGGACAUGCAACGGACUGUUGGAGUAAAUUUGGUGCACUGCUGGGCUUUCAGUGAGGAUAGCAUUGAAUGUGAUUAAAACAGAAUGAAAGUCACUAGCUCAGCAAUUGAUUCUGUAAAUAUUUCAACAAAGAAUCUUAAAUACA
Pristis pectinata (smalltooth sawfish) is the source of this 552-nucleotide messenger RNA. It is a transcript of the gene cdc26, whose product is annotated as cell division cycle 26 homolog. Bases 74 to 328 code for a protein of 84 amino acids. Gene Ontology annotation, biological process: anaphase-promoting complex-dependent catabolic process; regulation of mitotic cell cycle; protein K11-linked ubiquitination. The record is from RefSeq and is a predicted model, not a curated record. Gene Ontology annotation, cellular component: anaphase-promoting complex. NCBI's taxonomy places the organism in Eukaryota, Metazoa, Chordata, Chondrichthyes, Rhinopristiformes, Pristidae. The transcript is spliced from 2 exons.